Molecule: messenger RNA, 838 nt
Organism: Strongylocentrotus purpuratus (purple sea urchin)
Lineage: Eukaryota; Metazoa; Echinodermata; Echinoidea; Camarodonta; Strongylocentrotidae
Product: retinol dehydrogenase 8
Exons: 5
Coding region: 122-838 (238 amino acids)
Source: RefSeq, a predicted model, not a curated record
CGCAUUUCGUGUUCUGUAUACCUCACUACACAAAGUUGCAAUAAUAAUGGGAGACGUUUAGUCCAUAUAAUCAUUACAUGUACCAUCAUUCUUAACUAGCCGGACCAGGACAAACAAAUCAAUGUUUCGCUCGACAGUACAGGCAUUGCUUGCAAGAAGCUCCAUAAGCACGUGGAGAUUUACACUCAGUGCUAGUAGAUCAACAAACAUUGGACUACUAUGCCAGCGGAAACAAGGUCUUGCAAUGUCAGCGAAUCGCUCAUCCCAGCAGCCUCGGGUCGUGGUGGUCACCGGCUGCUCAUCAGGCAUCGGUCUAGCCACGGCCAAUCUCCUGGCCAAGGACCGCGAGAAGAGAUUCAUCGUUUACGGAUCCAUUCUCGGCUCGCUCGACGAGGAGCAGACGUUCCGUGAAACAGCCGGCGACGCCCUCAACGAUACCCUCUUUCCUGUCCGACUUGACGUCACAAAGGAUGAAGACGUCGAGGCGGCAGUUGCCAUGGUGAUGGAGCAACAAGGGCGCAUCGAUAUCCUAGUGAACAACGCCGGAAUUUGUACGAAAAAAACUUUGGAGACGAUCAGCAUGAGCGACAUUCUUCGGCUCUAUGACAUCAACCUGUUCGGCUAUCUUCGGAUGAUGAGAGCGGUCCUGCCGAUCAUGAAGAAACAGGAAUCGGGAAGGAUCAUCAAUAUGUCAAGUAGAAAUGGAAUUGAAGGAGCUCCGUAUCUAAAUAUCUACACUUCAUCCAAACUCAUCCCAGCAACCUCGGGUCGUGGUGGUCACCGGGUGCUCAUCAGGCAUCGGGCUAGCCACGGCCAAUCUCCUGGCCAAGGACAGUGA